Molecule: messenger RNA, 4884 nt
Organism: Trichoplax adhaerens
Lineage: Eukaryota; Metazoa; Placozoa; Uniplacotomia; Trichoplacea; Trichoplacidae
Exons: 60
Coding region: 1-4884 (1627 amino acids)
Biological process (GO): proteasome-mediated ubiquitin-dependent protein catabolic process; protein polyubiquitination
Cellular component (GO): nuclear speck
Molecular function (GO): zinc ion binding; ubiquitin protein ligase activity; protein binding
Source: RefSeq, a predicted model, not a curated record
AUGGACCAUAGCAAUGAAGUUCUAGAUAGUGUGAAACUACCCGUUAAUAGGUCGACACACAAGAGAUCCCCAUCACCAGUAGACAUUAAUCAGCAAGGUUGCUCAAGUUAUAAAAAGCAACGAUUAUCAAAUAAAGACUCCUAUUCCUCCUCCAGCAAAAGCGUAAGGCGUUCUAAACGCCAUUCAACCCCUCCUGUUCGAUUUGGUUACAGUAAAUACGAGCAACGAGUUCCUAAAAGCUCGUCUGAAAUUGAUCCUGUGAGCGAUUAUCACAUUUUAGGUGAUAAAGUAAAGAGCACUAACUUGGUUGAUACAAGUGUGAAUUAUCAUCUUGACAACAAGAGUAAUUCCCACACAGAAGCAACGGGUUCCUGUUCCAGUACUAGUUGUCGUGGGCGCAGCCCCCGGAAGCCCGAUUGUGACGUUGAAGGUAGCCGGGCGAUGUCAUCAGACGAUCAAAAUAGUUCUUCGAAUUCCGCAAGUUUAUCGGGGAGAGAUGGAGGUCAAUCAGCUAAUGCCAAUGUUGGCGCCUCUGGUGGUAUUCCGUCCCUUAUAGCACAUUCAUCACCCCGAAGUAUUGAUGAUCUUAGUGCACCGGAUGAAGGUGAACUUGGGAGAUUGCAAGCCUUGCUUGCUUCACGAGGACUGCCGUCACAUCUUUUAGGAGCAUUACGACCUCAUGUGCAGCAAUUGAUUCAAAAAACCGUUGGAAGUGCUUCGAAAUAUCAGCCGGUCCUCGAUGAACUGCAAUCCGAUAGUGAGCCGCGGCAGACGGAAGCUGUCAUGAAUCUCUCACAAGAAAUUCUUAUGGGAAAUGAAGACACCUUAGCCGGAUUUCCCGUUAGGCAAAUAGUUCCGGCAUUAGUGAAACUUCUUGAAAAGGAACAUAACUUUGAAAUUAUGAAUCAUGCUGGUCGAUGCUUAACUAAUCUAUUAGUAGUUCUGCCAAGGACUUCGCCUGUAAUUGCGUCUGCUAUCCCACAGCUAUUAAAUAAGCUAAAAGCAAUUGAAUUUAUGGACGUUGCUGAACAGUCUUUAAUGACAUUAAAGGAGUUAUCCAAACGUCAUGCAAAAGCUAUUCUCGAUCACGAUGGUAUCAACAUUUGCUUAACGUACAUUGACUUUUUCCCUAUAAAUACACAGCGAUAUGCACUUACUAUUGCUGCAAAUUGCUGCCAUCAUGUCACCAGUAAAGAAUUUUAUCACGUUAAGGAAGUUUUACCAACUAUCUUAGAAAAGUUGCUAUGUCAAGAUAAGAUAUGCGUCGAAAAUUCCUGCACUUGCUUCAGUAGACUUGUUGGAAAUUUGCAUGCGGAAGAGGAGCUACUAUUGAAGAUUGUUGAUUUUAAUCUACUAAAAUCGAUACAGCAGCUGCUUACACUGUCUCCGCCUUUGAUUAGUACGGACUCUUUCAUUGACUGUGUUAAAAUGUUGACGAUUCUCUGUUACACUGUACCUGAGGCCGCAUUGAAGCUAAUCCGGCAAAAUAUUGCCAAUAGUAUUAGAUUUUGGCUGAUUGGUUCGGCUGAUGUCGAUAUUACUGCAGGCAAUUUAAAGAUUCAAUGGCAAUGGCAAGAUGAUAAUGGGCUUUGGAGACCUUAUUUAAACCAUCAUGGGAUGCUGUUAGAGCAUGCAUACCGCCAGGGUGAAGGUGAAGUCAGUAUUGAGAUCGAUGGAGGUCCAUACAAUAUAGACCUGAACUCAAUGCAGCAAACAAAUGAACUGUCUCGCAUGUCGCGACCAAUACGUCGAUUGUCGAGAAAGCGAUCUGCAGAUAAAAAGGUCAUCAAUCAGAAUCAAGAGAUUUUAAAGGCAUUUUUCGAACAAAACUCUCAGUUAUCGGUGGACUUUAUAAAGAGCCUUUUCGCUGUAUUUUACGAAGUUUAUAUUUCAACGCCUGCGCUAGAUGUUCGACUACGUUGUCUAGAUGCAAUUCUUAAAAUGAUUUAUUUCUCAAGUUAUUUAACGCUCAUGAUCUCAUCGAAAGAAAUCAGUAUGUCAAUUAAUCUUAGAACUAUAGCUUCUAGCCUCUUGAUGGCACAGGAGUAUUCCACGCUGUGGCUAAUCUGGCUAAAUCAAUUGAUAAUGUAUAUUGCUAACUGUAUAUAUGUUAUCUGGUCUGUGAUUACGAGUUACGAUGAUAUCCGAGAGCCUGUUACUAGUUCCUUUGCUGAACAUGCACCAAUUAAGCCAAAUCCCAUGGAAAGGCGGAAAAGUAAUAAAAGAGAAAAGCAUAAAUCUACUAUAGAAUCAGCAUCCGAUCGAAAGAAAUCCAAUUUAAAUGUUUCUAAUGAAAGGACCUCGAAAUUAAGGCAAUGGAUUAAAGAUCAAGCCCAACGUUUCUGUGACAAUUAUUAUGAAAACGAAGCAUCCAAUUCGAAUGUCAGACAUUCUAGCAAUAUUUUAUCGAAAUUAUCUGACAUCGCUCGCAGUCUGCAAGGAAACGAAUUAAAAUCCGUAACUAUAGGAGGCGAUGAAAAUAUUACAACUUUUGAAAUGAUCCAUAGCGGUGUUAUUACCAGUUUAUUAAAAUUUCUUUCCGGAACUAAUUUAAAUUCUGAAUUAAAAAUGAAACACCACAUUCAAUUUUUGAACGUAUUUCUAAAUUUUCCACUAUCGAUGGACAAGGAACUAUUAUCGAACGAACAGGUUCAGGCGAUACAAUCAUCUUCCCCAUUAAUUCUGUUAAUAAAAAAACUAAUUAACUGUGUCACUCAACAAGAAGAGUUUUCAGUCCCAACGAAUCAUUCAAUAUCCGGUGACGGGUCUUAUUCUGUUGGAUAUUUACUUUCUCAUCAAUUGAAGUGCCAACUUAAGCGUCACCCAUCUUGCAAUAAUCUCGAUCAAUGGAGAGGUGGCAUUUUAAAAAUCGAUCCGUUAGCACAGAUUGAGGCAUUAGAACGUUAUCUAUUAAUGCGAGGUUAUGGGACGCAAAGCAAGGGAGCCGACCAUCUUGACAGCGAUGAAGAUUCCGAUGACGGUAGCAGUGUAAAGGCAACCGGUCAAUUCUUUGGUUUUAGCAAUGCCAGACAUCAAUUAGAAUUAUUAAUUGGAGACACCGUUCUUACAUACAAUGUGACUUUUUACGAAGCAGUUUGCCGACAUUACGAAUCAAAAUAUGGAUUUUACAAUUCCGGACGUGAAAAUUGUUCAUCCGCCCUGUGGAGCCAUGUUCAUACUGUGUGGUACCGACCAAUCACUGAUGCCGCUGCUCAUUCGGAAGAAAGUACCGAAUCUACCCGAAAACAUAGAAAAAAUAGUAGCGGCAAAUCUUCGAAAUCAAAUUGGAAAGUAUCAGGUGAUCCAUCCGCAGAAAUAAUUGGCCUCUUAAGAGAGAUCUACUUUAUGACAGAUAAUCUUAGAAUUUAUCAGAUUCCGGAGAGUUUAAUUGAGACCGUUCAAAGAGAGAAUUUCUCUAGCGAUAAAUUAUCAACCAAAGCAGCAAGACUUUUACAAGAUCCAAUUGCUGUUAUGGCAUCGACUUUUCCAACGUGGUUGACAGCUAUCUGUCACGAAUGUCCCUUUCUGAUAUCUUUCGAACAUCGGCAGUUACUCUUCUAUUAUACUGCCUUUGAUCGUGAACGUGCUAUGAUAAAGUUACAGGAGAAAACAACUAGUUCACGCACUGACGCUUCCAAUAGUAGCAAUUCAAAUCGUCGACUUGAUAAAAAGAAGAAAGUUAUUUCUCGUAAUGACAUACUAAAAGAAGCAGAAGCAAUCUUUCAGGAUAGAAGUUGCUCGAAGUCAAUUUUAGAAAUACAAUAUGACGGAGAGAGAGCUGAAAUGAACGAAUUUGGACGUAUAAAUCAGGUUGGAUUUGGAUCAGGCCCUACUAUGGAAUUUUUUACGCAAGUAUCACAAGAAUUUCAACGAUGUAAUCUCAAUAUGUGGCGAAAUGACGUCUCGAAAAGCACAAGUGAUAUUGACGGGAAAUCUUACGUUGGUACCUCUUAUGGACUCUAUCCAAAUCCGAUAGGCAAGAAAACUAAAUCGACAACCGUAAAACAGAUUUGUAAUAGGUUUAAUUUACUUGGGCGGUUCAUUGCUAAAGCUUUGAUGGAUUUUAGAUUGGUCGAUCUUCCGCUAAGUCAACCAUUUUGUAAAUGGAUUCUAAACCUAGAAUCAACUUUAAAUAUUAAGGAUAUCCAGAUUAUUGAUCCAGUUUUUGCAAAGUCUUUAAAUGAUCUCCAUGGCAUUCUAAUAGAAAAAACACGAAUUGAGAAUGAUAGUUCCAAUUCGAAGGAAAACGUCGCUAAUUUACGAAAGCUUGAAGAAACUGUAGAUGACCUUUGUUUAGAUUUUACGUUACCUGGCCAGCCUAAUUUUGAGUUAAAAAAAAACAGUAAAAAUAUGUCUGUAUCGCUUGAAAACUUGGAAGACUACUUGCAGCUGGUAAUACACUGGACCCUUAUUGAAGGUGUGUCUAAGCAAAUGACUGCUUUUAAAGAAGGAUUUGAAAGUAUCUUUCCACUAUCAAAGUUACAGAUUUUUUACCCUUAUGAAGAUUACAAUCAAACUUACUUCUUAUAUUUCACAGAUUUAAUAGAUUGUUGCCGUAUCGACCAUGGUUAUAAUCAUGACAGUCGCGCCGUGAAAUUUCUUUUCGAAAUAUUGUCAUCGUAUGAGACUGAUGAGCAACGCCAAUUUCUGCAAUUUGUCACUGGCAGUCCAAGACUUCCGAUAGGAGGACUUAAAAGCUUAAAUCCUCCAUUAACAAUUGUUCGUAAGGCUUUCGACAUACAAAGGGAAACGGAUGAUUUGCUCCCGUCAGUAAUGAGUUGUGUAAAUUACUUAAAGCUACCUGAUUAUUCUACUAUCGAAGUAAUGUCUGUUAAGUUAAGAACUGCAAUAAAUGAAGGACAGCUAUCAUUUCACUUGUCGUAG